Molecule: messenger RNA, 2083 nt
Organism: Haemorhous mexicanus (house finch)
Lineage: Eukaryota; Metazoa; Chordata; Aves; Passeriformes; Fringillidae
Gene: REELD1
Product: reeler domain containing 1
Exons: 7
Coding region: 71-1834 (587 amino acids)
Molecular function (GO): oxidoreductase activity, acting on metal ions
Source: RefSeq, a predicted model, not a curated record
AUCAGAUAAAUCAAUGGCACCAUUUGGGAAGCCACUGCUUUGAAGUGAACACGUUGUUUCCUGCUGCAGGAUGGAGGAUGGUGGGAGAGCCCCCACUGCCAUUGUUGCCCGGGCCUGCAUGACCCUGUGCUUGGUCUCCUACGCGGCUGCCUUCUCGCAGGGUGCCAGCCUUUCCGCCUGCAGUGACAUGAUGCCCAGGCACCUGAGGGUGCAGCUGCACAGCUCCAACAGCAACUACGUCACUGUCCACACCAACAUGUCCUUCUUCUUCCCGGGAGACAAGGUGCCAGUGACAGUAAGAAGCACCCGGGAUUACAUGGGCUUUAUGCUGCAAGCUCGCAAAGUAUCCAACAACGAAAUCGCUGGCACGUUCAUCUUCCUGCCUCCCGGUUCCAAGCUGCUGACUUGUUUUGAAGAUGGUGACACUGUCACACACUCGGACAAGUCACUGAAGAGAAACCUGUCCUUCGUAUGGAAAGCACCAGACCAACCCAUUGGAGACAUCAAGUUUUUCAUUUCCAUAGUCCAGUCAUACUUUGUUUACUGGGCAAAGAUUGAAUCUGCUGUUGUGGCUCAGGCAGGGCAAAACAAGACUCUUGCUGACAAGAAGCCUGAUGCCAUAGCCCCCACGCCCCUGCAGGGACCAGCUGACCCUCACCCCACAGGUCCCAUCUCUCCUGCAGCUGCCACUGGCUCCCUGCUGCCUGCCAGCCCCAAUGGCAUCGUGGCAACACCAGCACCAGAGCCAGGUUUUGGUGUGGGGUCUGAGACUCUUCCCGUUGCUGAGCCAAAGCAGGCGGCCCGGACUUUGCGGGCUGUGUCCGGCAGGAGUGUCCGGUCCAGAGGCCGGGGGCUGGAGCCAUCCCUUCCCACCCAAGAUGUUGGAAUGGUAGAUGCCUUGCAAGGUUUCCUCUCCCAGGACAAUGUCUCCAGCUACAGCACCUUCAAUGGAUGUGACUACAGGCUGCUGGAAAUGUGUGUGCUUAGAGAUACAGGACACAGAGUUAACAGGUUAGUCUUGGAUGAUACCUGCAGCAAAGCCUGGGCUGCAGAACUGGCGUGGAGCAGCUGGCAUUUUGUGACAGUUAAAAUAAGGUGCAUGGAACCAGACAGUGCCCAGAAACAGGCCCAGGCAAGAACUGACAUUCCCACUAAAAUGGAUGGUAGUGAGAACCUAAUCAGCCCCCUUUUCUCUUUCCUCACUGCACAUUUUGGCAUGUUUUUGCUUUCAAAGGGCAGUACUGAGAGUGGGACCAUCUUGAAAGCCUCCCUACGUGUGAGUGAGACAGUGUCUCCCUCUGCCCUGCACGUACGCACUCACCUGGGCGGCGUUACUGCAACCACAGCCUGGCUUGGUGAUGCCAGCACUGCUGGCAAUUUGUCCUCGGCCUCAAGGCAAAUGGCAGAAAGAGAGCUGGCCCCACAGCCAGAGAGGGCAGACAGCAGGGCUGAGGAGGACAAGGAUGAGCAGGAGGCAGCUGGGAAUACCGUGCCAUGGGUGACCAGACCGGCUCCUGAAUCUGCUGUUCCCGGGAUAGGGGAAGGCCCUGGCAGAGGAACCCGACUCCUUGCAGCCCAACUUGGCAUCCUCCUGGUCUGCACAGCCGCGCUGGGCCUGGCACUGGCAGCUGCCAUGCGCUGUGUCUGUGCCCAGCACUGCCACAAGCGGGCCGAGGUGUCCUUCAGCGAGCCCGACCCCGACGUCAUCACCAUCAUGGAAAACGGGGCAGUGAUGCGCUUCCGAAAGAUCCAGGACAACAGUUUCGUGCUGGUGCCAGCCCAGUGCAACUGGGUCAGCCCCUCGAGCAGCGUGAAGAAGACUGUGGUUGUUUAGUCCCUCUUUGUGCUGCCAUACAGGCAAACAAACCCGAAGCAGCCAGUUCAGACAGAGGUAUUAGGCAAAUGUAUCUAAACUACAGCUGCUGAGAAAAUUGAAGCUGAUAGAUUGCUCAGUGUGUUACACUUACUGCAAUUAAUAUUGUAUAUCUGCUCAUUGGCUGUCACUGUGGCAGUGACAUACACUUCUUUUGUUGCCUUAAGGGUGUAGCCAAAAAUAGAAAUUCUUUCUCUGCACUGUGGUAUU